AUGGGUGGGUACUAUUCAUCUUUCAAUAAUACUCUAAAUGAUCCAGCAGCAGGCCUUCCCUUAAUUUUUCGUCCAUUAAAGGAUGUCAGUUGGCUCUCGAUUACUAUGUUACAUAAUGGAAAUUUGAUAACAGAGUCACGACCUGCAACUAAAUGGAUUAAUGGGAAACGACAAGUGAUGAUUAAGAAAUACAUGAGCAUCAAAAGCCUUUUUUUGGAGCAGAGAGCCCGUACCAAUCAAAAAUACGAACAUGCUCGAGGUUUUUUGAUGGACAGAAUAUUUGAUAACGAAGUAGAAAAUAAGGACUAUUUUGUGCCAGGGUCUAUUUUAGCAUUGGGCUCGUUUUUCUUGGGAAGAAUAAUCAGUAGCAAAGGGAAUUAUAAAGUGCGUUUGGGAAAAGCACCUUCAUCGAACUUAUUUUUCUCGAGAAUCAUAACCAGUUCACCCUCUAGAGUUAUUAUGCCGGGACUAUUGGCUGGGCUGACUUUGUAUGCUUGGAUACCAGAAACUACAAAAAAUUUUGGCAGAAUAUUUGAGGGGAACGUUUUACGCAAUAGAUGGAUGGGACAGUAUGUCAAUUCUUGGAAAGAUAAGUAUAAAAAAAUAAUGCCCAACGAGACCUUCUCUUGGGUUGACUUCAGGCGUAAUAGAUUGCCAUCUAGAAUAAGGACGUUUCGGAAGCAACUUAUAAACGAAUUCCAUGGUUCGUCAUCUUAUUAA
Kazachstania africana CBS 2517 is the source of this 720-nucleotide messenger RNA. RefSeq names its product Mic27p (gene MIC27). Lineage: Eukaryota; Fungi; Ascomycota; Saccharomycetes; Saccharomycetales; Saccharomycetaceae. Bases 1 to 720 code for a protein of 239 amino acids. The record is from RefSeq and is a predicted model, not a curated record. The transcript has a single exon.